UUUCUAUAAUAUUUAUAUCUUUUUUAAGCUUCUCAAUUUUCUUUGUUAACAAUUCCUCCUUUUAAUACAUUUCAAUUCUAUUCAAUAAAACUUUUAGGGGUUUGGGUUUGGGUGUUUUGUAACAGGAGCAAAAGAAGAGACAAUAAAGUACCUAUGUCAGUCCUCUAAAUUUAGGGAAAACAAAAAUAUUGUAAAUAAUCCAUAAGCAACAAUUAAAAAGAAUAUUUGAUGAUUCAAUAAUAUUCAUAACCACACUAGUACUUUCGAAUUCUUGAUUUUCUUUCCUCAUUUUAAAUAAACUAGCUAGGCCUCCUUCAUCCCCUCUCUCUCUCUCUCUCACACACACACACACACGCACACAUACUUUACUUUGCAGAAUUCUUUCCUUUUCUGGUUUUUCGUGCCGUUUAUUAUCUGGGAUUUGUUUUUAUAUUUUUUUUUUUUGACACAACAUUUUAUCUACUUAGGUUGGCCAUUUCUCUCUUCUCCAAAGUCUGCCACUGUAAUCAUCACACACAUUCUUGUACACUAUUUCUACCUGCUGACAGGUUUUCCAAAUGCUAUUAUACGAUUUUCCUUUAUCACUUAUAUAGAUAUUCUCCGAUACCUUCCAAAGGGAGGAGAGAGAGAGAGAGAGAACAUCUUGCAUGGUUGUUUUCAAAGAGAGAUUUGAAAUUGUGCAGCAGAAAUGCUGGGAGAAGAAGCAACCCUAAUUAGUUAUAGUAUAAAACAGUGAUUCACAGAGUGGGAUUGAGCUAUUUCAGGGCUGUUUUUACUCCACCUGUUGGAUUCAGUUGUAGGGCUUUAAUGAGGAAGCAUGUUUCCAAUGGUGAUUCCGAAUUCAAGCGAAGAAGGCAGCAAUUCAUCAAGCGCAAGGGUUCAAGAUUUGGGCACCCUAAAUUCAAUGGUGCAGAAUUCGAACGCGAUGCCUCAGAUGAAAGCGAAGAAGAAGAGGAAUCUCCCAGGCAACCCAGACCCUGAUGCUGAGGUGAUCGCGUUGUCUCCGAAAACCCUAAUGACUGCAAACAGAUUCGUGUGUGAGAUCUGCAACAAGGGUUUUCAGAGGGAUCAGAACCUUCAGCUCCACCGGAGAGGGCACAAUCUGCCAUGGAAGCUGAAGCAGAGGAGCAGCAAGGAGAAUCGGAAGAGGGCGUACGUGUGCCCGGAGCCGUCGUGCCUCCACCACCACCCGUCGCGGGCGCUGGGCGACCUCACCGGAAUCAAGAAGCACUACUGCCGGAAACAUGGCGAGAAGAAGUGGAAGUGCGACAAAUGCUCCAAGAUCUACGCUGUUCAGUCCGAUUGGAAAGCCCACUCCAAAACUUGUGGAACCAGAGAGUAUAGAUGUGAUUGUGGAACCCUUUUCUCCAGGAAGGAUAGCUUCAUUACCCACAGGGCAUUUUGUGAUGCAUUGGCUGAAGAAAGUGCAAGGCUCUCAGCUGCCACAAACUCAAUGUUGGCACCAAACCCUAAUGGGCAGCCCUACCUCUUCAGCCCCCAAAGCCUCCUCCCUCCGCCGCCCCUCCUCCCCUUCUCCGCCCACCACCGCCACUUCCGCAGCCCCUACCCUAACCCCAUCAAUGCGGAUGUCCAAAUCAAACACGAAUCCCUUCACAUUCCCCUUUCUUCACCGCUCUACCAAGAUCACAUGACGUCGGCCUUCCAAGUCAGCGGCGGGGCGGCGCCGCUGUCAGCCACGGCGCUCCUGCAGAAGGCGGCGACCAUGGGGGCGGCGGGGGGGCACGUGGGGUCCACCAUGGCCCACCUGGACAUGCACGUGGCUUCGGCGUGGCACAAGAGCAGCGAUGGGUUGACCAGGGAUUUUCUUGGGCUGACGGGCGACCAAAGCGGCGGCAACGGCGGCGGGAGAGAGAUGCUGCCGCUGGUGAAACUGUCGGCGUUUGAGCGUGAUCACCAUGGAUUUGGGUUCAGUGAAACCUGUUCAGGGUGGGGCAAUUGCUGAAGAUCCAUCCAUAUUUAGUACAACCCAAAAAAGAGGGAAACUAAAAGAGGGCCAAACGAUACACCUCGUUUAUCAUUUCUGUUUACUCAUCACUUUUAUUUGGUUUUCUUUUUUGUCUCAACGUCUUUGGAUUAUCUAUUAGUCAGAAUAAUUAAUUAACUGCCAGCUUAAUUUCUUGCUUAUUUUUCAA
Messenger RNA from Salvia miltiorrhiza (redroot sage), 2153 nucleotides. RefSeq names its product protein indeterminate-domain 12. Gene Ontology annotation, molecular function: DNA-binding transcription factor activity. Gene Ontology annotation, cellular component: nucleus. The transcript is spliced from 5 exons. Lineage: Eukaryota; Viridiplantae; Streptophyta; Magnoliopsida; Lamiales; Lamiaceae. Bases 818 to 1963 code for a protein of 381 amino acids. The record is from RefSeq and is a predicted model, not a curated record.